This is a messenger RNA of Arvicola amphibius (Eurasian water vole), 843 nucleotides long. RefSeq names its product F-box only protein 17-like. Lineage: Eukaryota; Metazoa; Chordata; Mammalia; Rodentia; Cricetidae. Gene Ontology annotation, biological process: SCF-dependent proteasomal ubiquitin-dependent protein catabolic process; glycoprotein catabolic process. The record is from RefSeq and is a predicted model, not a curated record. Gene Ontology annotation, molecular function: protein binding; ubiquitin protein ligase activity. Gene Ontology annotation, cellular component: SCF ubiquitin ligase complex; cytoplasm.
AUGGGAGCCUGGACCUCGCGACGGCAGAUGACAGAAGCUCCGCGCGUGACUCUGGAAGCGCUGCCCCCGGAGCUGCUGGUGCAGAUGCUGAGCUACCUGCCUCCCCGCGCGUUGGUGACGCGCUGCCGGCCCGUGUGCCGAGUCUGGAGCGACGUGGUGGAUGAUCAGAGCGUGUGGCUGCUGCAGCUGGCCCGCGACCGCAGCGCGGAGGGCAGAGCCCUCUACGCCUUGGCUCAGCGCUGUCCGGACGCCGGUGACCGCCACGACGAGCUCCCAUCCGGCGCUCUAGCAGAGCGGUCGACCGCGAGGCCUCUGCUCCUGUAGGGUGCGAGCGAAUGCUUUUAUUCUGUCACGUUGUUUCCUACAGAGGGCUUCAGAGGCUGGGAGGUGGAGCACAGAGGGAAGGGCUGGGCUGUGGAAAAGAAUCUGACAGCGGUGCCAGGGCCUCCCUCCCAGACCUGCUUCAUGACUUUUUUUCAACGGUGCUUCAAGAGGCCUGUAGACCUGGUGAUGGAAGGAGUGUGGCAGGAGCUGCUGGACAGUGCCCAGAUUGGCAUAGCUGACUGGUGGGGCACCCAGGAGAACUGUGGCUGCAUCUACAGGCUUCAGGCCCGCCUACUGGGUGAAUAUGAAAAUGAAGUGGUCAAGUUCUCUGUUCACCCAGAAGAGGCACCAGCCUCACUCCAUCUCUCUCCCCCACAGGUCUCUCUUGUCUUCACUGACUUUGGCAAGGGCAUCCGUGUGUCUUUCAAGCAGUAUAGAAGAGACAUACAUUCCUGGCUGGGACACUACGGUGUCAUUGUGGCCCGCUCUAGUGUGUGGGUCAGGAUUCGUCAGUCCUAG